AUGCAGUCAAAGAUUCAAUUGAAAAUGAAAAAUAUUAUAGUUUUAUGGAACAUUAUCAUUAGUUUAAAUUUACCUUCAUCAUUUGGCAAGGAUGACCAAACUGUUUAUGAUGAAUCUGUCCGUAAAGGUUACCACAUAGAGGGCACAAGGGUUAAAGUUCCAUACUUUGACAAUUCGAAUUGGGGUUAUAUACCAGAAGAUCAUUAUUUACGUGAUAGCCCUUUCCAACUCAAAUUGACCUUGGAUUUUAGUUCUGAUGAUAUAGCUAAUUUAAAGAUUGCAAUGGUUUCACCAAAAACAAUUAAUGAGCCAUCAAGACUGAUCAAAUAUGAAGAUAAAGAAACUUUGAUGUUCUGUGGCAAUAAAUACAGUAAUCUUUACUCUAUUUACAGCAAACCUUUACCAAGUACCGGAAAUGAAGAAAGAAAACACGAAUGGACCAUUACUGUGGUACAAGAUCAUUUAUAA
Molecule: messenger RNA, 468 nt
Organism: Dictyostelium purpureum
Lineage: Eukaryota; Evosea; Eumycetozoa; Dictyosteliales; Dictyosteliaceae
Exons: 4
Coding region: 1-468 (155 amino acids)
Source: RefSeq, a predicted model, not a curated record